Salvia miltiorrhiza (redroot sage) is the source of this 2936-nucleotide messenger RNA. Its product is annotated as cationic amino acid transporter 2, vacuolar-like. Gene Ontology annotation, molecular function: amino acid transmembrane transporter activity. Gene Ontology annotation, biological process: amino acid transport; transmembrane transport. Gene Ontology annotation, cellular component: membrane. The coding region runs from base 586 to 2529 and encodes 647 amino acids. The record is from RefSeq and is a predicted model, not a curated record. The transcript has 14 exons. Lineage: Eukaryota; Viridiplantae; Streptophyta; Magnoliopsida; Lamiales; Lamiaceae.
GAAUUAGCCAAGAUGACUUUUAUGUCAAAUGGAUGGGUAAGUGAAUUGUACAUCUACUUUAUAUUUGAACAAAAACAUUUAUAAUGGGUAAAUAUGCAAUAAUCAUGAUAUCAAGUACUCCUUUAUUUCCAUUGGGAUUUGGAAUCUCAUCAACGAAACCAAUAAAAAAAUGGAAAUGAGUGGACUAGAGCCGAGUUAAAUGCACACAUUCUUUAGCUUCAUUGGGCAACCCACAACAAUCAACAAAAAUUCCGUCAGAAUCUCGUUUCCUCUCUCUCAGCUGAAUCUCUGUAACAGCAACCCCCAGCCCUCCCAAUUCCCCCAAAGGCCAUAAUCCAUCGAAAAAUUCAAUCUUUAUCCACUUUGGGGAUGCUCUGAUCUUGUAAUAACGUUUUCAAUCAUCCUUACCAUAAUCCCUGUUCAAGAUUUUCUUGCUUGUAUGGAAUUCUAAACCAUCAAAAAAAGGGGGAAGAGAAAUCGUGUUCGAAUAUACACGGACGGCGAAGUUUUGGUUUCUCUUUAAAAAUCUUUGGCAAGAAAAUUGAAUCUUAAGGCACCCAAUUGAGAGAUAUCUCGUGGGUUGUGAUGGGAUUUCUUAGUGAUACACAGAAUGAUAAUGGUAAUGGAAACUGUGCCGCCGGGGGUUUCAUGUCUCUCGUGAGGAGGAAACAGGUUGAUUCUGAUCGUGCCAAGACGUCGUCGUCUCAUCAUCAUUUGGCUAAGGCUCUCACUAUUCCUCAUCUCAUAGCCAUAGGAGUUGGUUCAACUAUCGGUGCUGGUGUAUAUAUUCUUGUUGGUACUGUUGCAAGAGAGCACUCAGGGCCGGCGCUUACAUUUUCCUUCCUGAUUGCCGGAAUAGCAGCUGCUCUUUCGGCAUUCUGCUAUGCUGAGCUAGCAAGUCGUUGCCCUUCUGCUGGAAGUGCCUAUCACUAUUCUUACAUCUGCGUUGGAGAAGGUGUUGCUUGGUUGAUUGGUUGGGCAUUGAUUUUGGAAUACACGAUAGGAGGUUCGGCAGUUGCCCGUGGCAUCUCACCAAAUCUGGCCUUGCUUUUUGGGGGGGCAGAUAGCCUCCCUAUGUUUCUAGCUCGCCAUACCAUCCCUGGGAUUGAUGUUGUAGUCGACCCUUGUGCAGCCAUCUUAGUUUUUGUGGUCACUGGACUUUUAUGUGUGGGAAUCAAAGAGAGUACAUUUGUCCAAGGAAUUGUCACUGCAGCAAAUAUUUGUGCCAUGAUCUUCGUCAUUGUAGCCGGAGGAUAUUUGGGUUUCAAAACUGGAUGGCCUGGUUAUCAACUUCAGUCAGGAUAUUUUCCUUUUGGGGCUGAUGGGAUGCUUGCUGGUGCUUCAACUGUUUUCUUUUCAUAUAUAGGGUUUGAUUCAGUUGCUAGUACAGCAGAAGAGGUGAAGAAUCCUCAGAGAGAUUUGCCUAUGGGUAUUGGUCUUGCUCUGUCGAUAUGUUGCGCCCUGUAUAUGUUGGUUUCUGCAGUCAUUGUUGGUUUAGUACCAUAUUUCGCAAUGGAUCCAGACACUCCCAUCUCCUCAGCGUUUGCUAGUCAUGGUUGUAACUGGGCAGCGUAUAUAGUGACGAUAGGAGCUUGUACUGCUCUUUGCUCAACAUUGAUGGGUUCAAUCCUUCCACAGCCACGAAUACUGAUGGCAAUGGCCAGAGAUGGAUUGCUACCAUCAUUUUUUUCAGAAGUUAAUAAAAAAACUCAAGUUCCACUGAAGAGCACUAUAGUGACUGGUAUUCUUGCAGCACUCUUGGCAUUCUUUAUGGAUGUGGAAGCGUUGUCUGGAAUGGUUAGUGUUGGCACGCUUCUUGCAUUUACUAUGGUGGCAAUUUCCGUGCUGAUACUGAGAUACAUUCCACCGGAUGUGGUUCCGAUCCCAUCAUCACUUCAGGAAGCAAUAGAUUCAGUUUCUUCGAAGUAUAGAAGCACCACUAGUCUUGUAGAUUCUGAUGCAGACGAUGCCGAUGCUAAAGCUGUUACAUCAGAGAACCCUGUUCCAGUCCUAGUCAGCAAAGAAACAACUUUAGAAGAUCCUCUUCUUGACAAAGUAGCUGUGCAGUUGAACUAUUUCACAAAUGAGGAGAACCGGCGAACUAUUGCUGGCUGGGCAAUCACGUGCACGUGCAUUGGUGUGCUCAUUCUAACUUCUGCUGCUUCAAGUCGGACCCUAAUUAGCACUUAUCGGUAUUCUAUUUGUGGAGUUGGCGGAGUGCUCCUUUUGUCCGGUCUCAUAUCGCUUACAUGGAUCGACCAAGAUGAUGCAAGGCACAGUUUUGGUCACACGGGAGGAUUCAUUUGCCCAUUUGUUCCAUUGCUACCUAUUGCCAGCGUACUCAUCAAUGUCUAUCUAUUAAUCAACCUUGGCGGUGAUACUUGGAUGCGCGUAUCAGUAUGGCUCGCGAUAGGUGCGCUCGUGUAUGCUUUGUACGGCCGCAACCACAGCUCAUUGCAGAACGUGAUCUACGUUCCUGCAGCUCAUGUUGAUGAAAUCUACGACAGCAUCUCCCGACCUCACCCGUAAGCUGGUAUCUCUCAAGAAGAGUACUCUGUAGUUUUAGCAGCAAGGAUUUUCCGACGACGACGAAUGGCUGGAGGCAUAUCUGGGCUCUCAGAUUACCUGGAUAAGAUAAAAAAAAAAAACAAAAAGAAAAUAUAGUACAGUAUUAGUGUUUCUGAUCUGAGAAACACAGCCGAACUUUGAUGCCAUAUGGUAGCAUUACUUUGUCGAAUUUCAGUUAAUAUAGCUAAAUAGGGGGGAAAAGAAAAGAAAAAGGAAAGCAGAUGAAAAGCUUUAUAUAGUCUUUGUGAAUAGUUAAAUAGUACGCAUUUAAUUAGCAUUAUUUCUUCAGUCAGUCCUCCAACUGGACUUGUACGAACAAUCUGUAAAUAGUGUGGUAUUUUUAUUGUAUUAAUUAUUCAAAAAAGAAA